AUGAGCUCAGUCCCUCCCAAUCAGGGCGACGCCCAAGACCAGACAAAAACAGCUACAUCGACCGAUGCUGCCGCACCAGCUGCUGCUCCAGUUCCACAGGGAAACUCCGGAGCUGCAGCGAAUGCACCAGCAGCUCCAUCUGGCGGUGAUGCACCAGCCGGAAAGCCAGCUAGUGAGGUUGAAAUGCCAGCAAUCCAGGAGCAAUCCGGAACCCAGGAAGCUGAGGAAGGCUGCAUCCUUUCCCAAGAAGAUCGCAAACGCGUUCAAGGAAUCAUCGAUACAAUUCUUGCAAUCCGUCCAGAACUUCCAGGCACACCAUCUAAAAUUACACACGAUGAUAUUGUUUUCCUUUGCCAGAACGUCACAAAUGUCUAUAUGAGCCAACCAGUACUCCUUGAGCUUAAGGCACCACUCAUUAUUUUCGGUGAUAUUCACGGCCAAUUCCACGACCUCAUUCGUUUCUUCGAAAAGACUGGAUACCCGCCGAACGGCAAAUUCUUAUUCCUCGGCGACUACGUAGAUCGUGGCUGCCAGAGUAUUGAAACAAUCAGCUUACUCUUCUGCUACAAGCUCUUAUACCCUAAUCGCGUAUUCAUGCUUCGUGGAAAUCACGAAUGCUCAUACAUCAACCGUCUUUAUGGCUUCUACGAUGAGUGCCUCCGCCGUUUCGACAAUGAUACAUGGCGCGAAUACGGUCGCGUUUUCAACUGCCUCCCAAUCGCCGCAACAAUUGAUGAAAAGAUCUUCUGCAUCCACGGCGGCAUCUCCCCAGAUCUUCAUACCCUUGAUCAGAUCAAGAACAUCAAGCGCCCAACAGAAGUCCCAGAAGAAGGCCUCCUUUGCGACCUUCUUUGGUCCGAUCCAAACGCCGACUUCGAUGACUGGGGCGAGAACGAGCGUGGUACAUCAUGGUGCUUCGGAGCUGCUAAGGUCGACGAGUUCCUGAUCAAAUUCGGUUUCGACCUUAUCUGCAGAGCACAUCAAGCUGUCAUGGACGGCUUCGAGUUCCCAUACCCGAAUAACCAAUGCCUUGUAACUGUUUUCUCCGCUCCUAACUAUUGCUACGAAUACGAUAACCGCGGUUCAGUACUUAAUGUCGACGAGAACCUUUACUGCUCUUUCACAACAAUCGAACCAUACAAAUGGCAGUUUGCUGAGCUGCCAGAAGAGAGACCAGGCACACCUCCUCGUGGCACUUCAUGUUAA
Molecule: messenger RNA, 1206 nt
Organism: Trichomonas vaginalis G3
Lineage: Eukaryota; Parabasalia; Trichomonadida; Trichomonadidae
Product: Serine/threonine protein phosphatase PP1-gamma catalytic subunit
Exons: 1
Coding region: 1-1206 (401 amino acids)
Cellular component (GO): nucleus; cytoplasm
Molecular function (GO): protein serine/threonine phosphatase activity
Source: RefSeq, a predicted model, not a curated record